AAUACGCUAUUUAUCUUUUUUCCUUUCAGUGUUUUUAAUAACAAAAAAAUACAUUUAACGAAAUCAUUCACAAUUACAUUAAACAUCCCCUAUUGAAGUGAAAAUUCAAGGCAUUGUUGUUAUCCGAAAAAAAAAAAAAACAAAAGAAAAAUUUUAAAGAAGAAGUGAAAUAAGUUUUUUAUAAAAUAGUUAUUUUUUAAAUUAAACUAGCCAAAUAAAUUGAAAUUGAUCAUCCGAUUUUAAUACAACAAAAAAUAGUGAACAAAUUCUAAUUCUAAUAGAAAAAUCAAACAAGCAACAAAUUUUUAACAAAGAAAAAAUUAAAUUGUGAAAAUGUUUUAAAAUUUCUCGUGACUCGAAACAACUUAGGAAAAGCACUAUCUUUAUGGAUCUUAAUCUUGUGGGCAUUUAAGCUCCAACAUUUCAACCGAACAACAAAAUAACAAGGAUUAUACAUUUAUAAUUCGCUUCUGAGGACCUUUCAAUUUUUCUCAUGGGAAGCUGAUAAAUUGAUGCCGGGUAACAAAAAAACAAAAAGUAAUUAUAACUGUACGAACGAAAUAGAGUUAAGAAAAGCCAAGGAAGAAACGCAAAGAAAAAGAAUAAGUGUGGAAAUAGUGCUUUCUCUAAUCUUCCUCUUUUGGUAUACGUUCGCUGUCAGUUUGUUUGUAAGAGUGGAGAAAAAACUGCAGACACUAAUCAUGUAAAACAUUAAUAAAACAUGGCUAAUGUGCAACAAGGGCAACUGCAACAACAACUACAAUUUCAACAGCAACAAUAUCAUCAUCGUCGUCAACAGCAUCAACACUACCAGCAUCCGAGGCAACAAGAAAAUCAGCGAAACUAUCAUUGCCAACAGCUCCAACAACACCUACUAAAAACUGAAUAAUCUUCGUGAUUAGGACGUGUUGUACCCAAAAACGUUGUAAUGCAGACGAUAUGGGCACAACAUGGCCUCAGCACAGCUACUAUAUAAUAACAAUACAACAAAAACAACAGCAACAGCAACAACAAAAGUCAUUAGAAAACCUAACCAUCAAUCUAUUGAAAAUCACAUACAAGCAAGUCAACUAUCAAUAUUUGCUGAAACGGAAGUUGAAGGUACAACAGGAUAUAUUAGCAAGCACACCAAUAACAAUAACAACAACAACAGCUGUGACAGGAACAGGAAACAACAUUCGAACAAAGAUAACAAAGAACCACAUUCGGAACAGUUGUGGUGUUGGUGGUUCGAAAACACAUUGGAGCUGGAGGCAAGAGGAAGUGCGACAGUCACAUCAAAACAGGAAGAGCAGGCAUUGCCCAACUACCUCCUGCAGCCAGCAACAACUACAACAACAACAGCGACAAUUGAUAAAACAACAUUUGUGUUCAUUACUCCAGAAAACGAUACAAAACGACCGACACGAUGUCAGGAUACAAUAUGGGAAACAGGAAGAAAAACCAGCCCACGAUUCGAGCAGAAGCUGCAGCAGCUAUCAAAGCAACAGCAGCGUUCAAUGGUUCCAGAUGAUGUUGCUGCUGGUGCAGCUGGUCCAGAGCAGUUUGAUACUGAAAUUGAAAAAUUUCGACUUGGUUGUGCUUCUCUUCGAUCUGUGGCCAACUACAGCAAUUCGAAAAACAGGACAAUACAACAACAACAACAAACGCAUCUAUUACUACAGCCACAAAGAAACAAUUACAAUUCUACAGCUAAUAUUUAUAGUGAACCGUCGUUAUUCGAUAAUGAUUACAAAGGAAUUGAGGAAUAUAAAAUCCACACAACAGAAACAACAACAACAACAGCCACAACAAACGACAACAGCAACAGCAACACUAAAAUGCCUCUUCUUAGCAACCUGGCUUUCCACCAAAGCGAAAGUAGUUUCCAAACAAAUUUUCCACAACAUCAGCAAAAACAGCCAUGUAGUAGAAAUGCUGAACUUAUCACCGAUAUCAACAACACAAAUCAACAACAACAACAACAAAGCUGCCAAAAAUCCAAAUAUGUUGUCCAACAAUGUUGCCACCACGACAGCAACAAUAAAUUCUACACAUGUGGCCAGCAACAUGAAUAUCUUGUCAAUGACAAUGUUGCUGGUGCAGCUACUGCUGCUGUUUCCAAUUCUUCGUUACACUUUUAUGACAAAACUAAAAAACAACAACAACAGCAACAGCAACAAGAAGAACAACAACGAAAAUUCUUCCGCAUUUCUUCUUUCAAAUCUGUUGAUGGCAAAGGCUUCACAACAUCAGGGCAUUCCACUUGGCCGGCAACUUCAAACGUCUUCUCUCCAACAUCUUCCGUGGUCCGUGUUGCAAUGGAUCUGCAGCGCAUGGCCAAGUGUCUGCUAUCGCUUUUGGUCCUUUUUAAUAUGCUGCCAUUGUUUUAUGCAGAAUGCGACCAGACGUUCGUCUCACGCAUUGGCGGCCCCCAGAAUGGUACCUUCACAGCUCCACUGUUGCACAACCAGCAGAAUCAUUCGCGUCAAUGUCUCUACACUUUCCUAGCAGGACCCGGACAACGAGUUGAAGUAGUUUUUAAAUCAUUUAAUCUAAGAGGAAAUCCACCAGACGGUUCGGCCGUUGGUGAAUUACCAUCAUGUGUUCAUGAGUAUAUGGAUAUAUACUCAGAAGUGCAAUCAUCGGAACCAGCAGAACUGAUAAACUCACCAUUUGGUGGCCGUUAUUGUGGUACAAUACCACCCCGACAACGCAUUUCCAUGUAUCGUGCCAUAGCUAUUUCAUUUUUUACCAAUAAAAAUCUAACCACACCGGAUCUAUUCGAGGGCACUUUUAGAUUUAUAAAUGCAUCGGAAUAUGAGAUUGGUAUACCAAUUGCUGGUUCGCCAUGUUCCUAUACGAUAACGCCCAGUUUGAGUAUAAACAAGACGGGCGUUCUAAUAUCGCCCACAUACCCGGGUGCCUAUCCCAAGGAUAUGUCCUGUACAUAUCAGUUUUUGGGUGAAUCUAAUCAGAGAGUUCGUUUAGAGUUUCGUGAUUUUGAUCUAUUUUUUGGUGGACCACACUGCCCAUUCGAUUAUGUUAAAGUUUACGAUGGUCCCGACAAUUCAUCAGCAUUAAUUGGUACAUAUUGCGGACAGCAAAGAAAUCUAGUUUUAUAUUCCAGCGAAUCGAGUCUCUUUGUUCAUUUUUUUACAUUAUCGCGCACCGCAAAUACCCAAAAUCGUGGUUUUAAAGGAAUUUAUGAAUUUAGUGAAAGUUUUGUUAAAUUAGAUUUUAUACGAGAAAAUGAUGGCAUUCACAUACGUGGCUCCGAAUGUGAUCAAAAGAUUUUAUCAAAAAAGGAAUCCACAGGUUUUGUCUUAUCGCCCAAUUAUCCUUAUCCCUAUAUACCAAAGACAGUGUGUAGAUAUUUCAUUUAUGGUAUGCAAGAUGCCCAACAUUUGGAACGGGUGCGUUUGGAAUUUUUGGCAUUUAACAUACCAAAAGUGGAGCACAAGGAUAAGAGCGAAUCAAACUGUACCGAUGGCUAUCUGAAGGUCUAUCUGAAGGGACAAGAAACUGCCGAUGCUUACGACAAAUUCGAUUACGAAUUGUGUGGCAAUGAAACUCAACGUGUUGUUAGUGAUGGGCCCCGUCUGGCCAUGGUCUUUAGUUCGGGUGAACUGCAGGGUAGGGGUUUCAAGGGUAAAUACACCUUUGAAACCGAGUACAAAAUACCCGGCACGGCGGCACCCGACGGCACCUGUAGCUUUACCUAUGUCAGUUCAUCGAAGAAACGCGGCGAAUUGAACAGCCCCCGCUAUCCAUCGAAUUAUCCCUCGGAUACGAAUUGCUCGUAUCUGUUCUUGGCCGAGGCCAAUGAACAGGUUACAAUUGUAUUCGAUCAUUUCAAAAUCAAGGCCGAUGGAAAUGCAAAUGUUACCGCCGGGGCAUAUGGCUCUGUUAAUUGCUUUGAAGAUUGGUUGGAAAUGUAUGUCGUCUAUCGGGAUAAUAAUGAUCGUUUUCUUGGUCGCUAUUGUGGUAUGACAGCACCCGGCCCCGUCGAGAGCCCAAGGGGUGCGGUGGGCUUGCGUAUUACAUUGCAUACCGAUCAAGAGAAUGUGGCCAGUGGUUUUAAGGCUCGUUAUUUUUUUGAAACUGCUAAAAGUGAGAUAGGCGACUGUGGAGGCAACUUUUCCAGUGAAGAUUCAGGCAUUAUAACAUCACCGAACUAUCCUGCCGGUUAUAAGGCCCCGGGACGUGGCAUGGCCUCAAUGGCCUGUAAUUGGUUGAUGACAGCCAAACAGGGCUACAAGCUUUCAAUUCAUUUUGAACAUUUCUCAUUGGAGGGUGAUCCAGCAAAUCGUGGUUGCCCUGCUGCUGUUUUGCGUCUUUGGGUAAAUGUGGACUCUGAUCAGCCGCCAUUGGAAUUGUGUGGGGAAAAGCCACCCAUGGAACAAUGGCAUUAUAUUUCUACGGGACAAACGGCUCGUAUUAGUUUUACCACCAGUGACAAAACUGUUGGUGCACCGGGCUUCCGCAUUGUAUGGACUGAAAUACAAGAUUCUGGACCAGGACCACCGGCCAUUGGUUUCCUCUGCGAGUCCACGUACCAUUUCCAGUGUGAAGUGGGCUACUGUAUAUCGGAUAAAUUGCGUUGUGAUGGUGUCAAGAACUGUGGUCCCAACGAUAAUAGUGACGAAAUGCACUGUACCACAAAAGCACAGGCGGAGGAUCACGGCGUUCUAAUUAUAACAACACUUCUCGUCGUCUCGUUCCUAAUUUGUCUCCUAUGCAUACUCUAUCACUCCAGAAGAAAACGUAGACAGCAGCUUCAUCAAUUGGGUCUGCAUCGUAAUGCUCACUAUGAUUCGCAAACAAGUGCCACGGGUCUCAACUCCAGUCGUCGUCAUCUGCAGAGCGGUGGUGCAAGUAUUGCGGGUAGUUUACAUGGUCUAAAUAGUGGCACUCUCAUCAUACCACCAGCACCACUGCCACCACGUGCCAUACAUCAACCACCACAUAUUUGCAUAUCGGGUUCUAGUCUCGAUUUGGGACCCGGCAACUAUCCCGGCAUACUCAUCAAUGGCGACUCACUGGAAGAUUCAUCAUCGACCUCAAACGAUUCCAUUGGCAGUAUACCAUUUCUAAACGAUUGUGAAACGGAAAAUCUGGGACAACAUAUGAUGCAGGCCCAUGUUGGAGGUGCUGUUGUAAUAGGUGGUGGAGAAACCGUUUAACAUUUACAAAAAACUCUAACAAAAUUAUUUUAUUUAAGAAAAUUUCAAAACAACCGGAAAUCAUUUGUUUAAUUGUAUUUAAUUUUUAAUCUCUUUUAAUAUUUAAGGGAAACUUGUUUUAAAUUAAAUUACAAUAUGAUUAUUGUUUUAGAUAUAUUUAGAUAUUUUUAGUGACAAUUUUUAAUUUUUUUUUUUUCCUUAUUUUAAUACAAUCAGGAGAUGUACGAAUACUGAGCAAGCAAAAAAAUUGAUAAUUAUAUUCAAAAAGAAAGUAAUACAAUUCAAAAGUUAACAAUACCCAAAAGACAAAUGCAAAACAAAUAAACAAACAAAAAAUAAAAACAAUUUAAAAUUAAGAAACUAAUAAAAAAAUAAAAACAAAAGGAUUCUAUAUAUUAAAAAUAUAAACGAAUUGAAUGAACAAAAACCAAAUAAAAUGAUAUAAGAAAAAUUUUUAACAAAACAAAAUGAAUCAAUUUUCAAGAAAAAGAUAUUAAAAAUUAUAAAAAAAAAACAAAAUUAAUUAUAUAGUAGAAUAUGUUUGAAUGAAAUUGACUACAGCAAGAGCAAACAAAACUACAAACUGAAUCACUCAAUUUCAAAACUAUAAUUCAACAAUAUAAAACAAAUUCAAAUACGUAUAACAACACUGAAUGCAAAAAUAAAAAAUAAAGAAAACUAAAAAAAGAAAUACCAAAACUAAAUUUCACAACUGACUUUUGCCAUAUAACAAAAAAUGGUAAAACUAAAAUUAAAUAAAACAGUUUAAAUGAAUUAUAUAAAACAUAAAUAUUGUUGAUUUUUAUAUUUGAUACAAAUAAUAUUCUUAUAUAUUAUUAGGAAACAAACUGAAAACAAUUAACAAGAAAUCAUUAUGAGAACAAACAAACAUAAACUUUUUGCAAGUCAUAAGAUGAGAUAAUUACAUAUGUAACGUUUUUAAUUCAAUACGAAAAGAACAACCACAACAACAAUUCAAUAGCAAUAAUAAUUAAUAGUUAAUAGCGAAAACAAUAUAUAAACAUACACCUACAUAAAUCCAAAAAAAUACACUUAACCAGUUUGAAUAUUUUUACAUUCCCAUACCAUAACAGCAAACGUUCCGAAUCAUAUACAUUGAAUAUACAAAUAUUUGGGAGGAAUUCAUAAUCUACAUUUCUAAUCGGUUGGUGAUCUUUAAAAUAUUUCUUGCAAUGUUUCCUCGUAUUACAAUAACCAUGUUGAAAACAAAUUAUGCAUCCAUACUUUGUAUUGCAUGUUUGGUUUUGUCUCAAGUGACAAGAAUUGAAACAAGUUGCAUAACUGCUUGUGAUUUGAAAUGCUUUGAAAUUAAAACAAAGUUCUUGGACAAGAUACUGUAUAUUUUCAUCUUCAGAGCAAUAAUAUAUAUGUUUUCAAAACUCGAUAAACCACAAUGUCAAAAGGUAUUGUUAUGUGGGGAAUGAUAUGCCCAUGUCAUUAAAUUGACAUCGAAUUUUUGGAAGAUAAAAAUAUGUUUUAAAAGGAAUAAAAUAAUAUACAUGCUCCUAAUCUUAUGUUUAAAAAUGAUACGAAUAGACAUGGAAAAAAAUCCGCAGUUAGUAUGGUCCUUUUUUGGAUAAAUAUUUCAGUUAAGGUUAAAGAAUUCUACAUUUGCUAGAAAAUAUGUAAUAGAAUUGAUGUGUUUUCUAUCUUUUCGCCUUUUUGUCCAGUCUUGAAUACAAAAUAUUCAUCCAUGGCCGCACUUAGGGCUAGCUAAGCUAAUUUCGAGAGCUUUCAGAUUUACGAUCAAAAAUAUUACUCCGAUUUCUAUGGUUUCCAAUUUGAAGUUUGACAUGACAUUAGUUUGAAUUAUCAAAGGGCGGGAGAAUCCUUCUAGCGAUUUUUCAGUAUUAGAAUUGGGCUUCAGCACGGCUUGUACUCGACCGUUUUUGAUUCUUCUUUAUAGUAUAGUCGCUUUCCCAAGGCAUGAUCUUGGUUACAGUGUUCUGUUGUAAAACCUCUUAUAAUACACAUUUCCAGCGUGUUUCUACACUUCAAACACACCAUGGAUUUAUAUAAUAGAAGAAGCUUCUGUCUCUCUGUUUAUAUAUAUUCACAGGAUCAUCAAGCUCAACUAUUCCGGUGACUAGUAAAUAUAUGACCGUUCUCGGAAAUAUUUUGAAUGUUCAAGAUAUCAUAACAGUUUUAAUUAAAUUUUUUGCACUUUUGCAUUUCAAAACUUUUCAAACUUGAAUUCCUGAAUCGUUCCUGAAUUCCUUUUACCCCAAAAACAAUACACGCAAUAAAAUCAAUACAUACAUAUAAAUAAACCACAAACAAUUAUACAUGAUUAUAAUGCGCUCAAAUAUUGGUAUAAUUUUAACGAAUUCCACCAAAAAUUGUAUCAAAAAAAAAAUAAUAAAACAAUAAAAUCGAAUUAUAUUAAUGAAAAUAAAUUAGUGACUAUCAAAAUUGCAUCUUCCAAAAAACAACAACAAAAUAUUAAAUAAAAUUGAAAUAAUUUUACAAAUCAAAUAGAAUAAAAAUCUUACAAACUGAUUAUCACAAAAAAAGUUGCAACUAAAAGCUAAACAUUUUAGUUCUUAAACAAAAAAAAAUAUAAAAAUCAAUUUCAAAUUUUAAAAAUUUUUAUAAUAUUUUACCAAGUCCACAAGAAAAUGUGUUUAAAUUAAAUCUGAUUUAUAAGAAUCUCAAAGAAAACAUUGCAAUGGGACAAAAAGAGAUAACUAUAAUCUCUAUUUCUCGGGAGAAGUUUUGUGGUACAAAAUCUUUCAGUGGCGAUCGUAAGAUAUUGUGAUCGCCACUGAAAGAUUUUGUACCACAAAACUUCUCUUAAGAAAUGGAGAUUAUAGUUAUAUAUUUUUGUUUUUUUUUUUUUUUUUUUUUUGCCGUGAUUAUUCAUCUACUAUUUGACUGAGGCUUUUAAGCACUUUACGUUAAAUUCCAGUUCCAAAAUCUGUACUUGCGGUUAUUCUCAAAGUUAUUUGUGAUCACAAUGAUUUUAUAUUUUCUUGUGCAUCUAGAUCAAUCUAGAAAAAUACUCGUGUUUAAAUUCGACCGGCCUAGGCUCCAAAAUAAUGAAAAUGGUGCUUUUUUUUGUUAGUCAUCGAAAACUGUAAAGCAAAUAUCAGUAUAACUGAUCCAUUUCCAUUCCCACGGCCUUAGUUAUAUGCCCAACUUUUCAAAAUGCGAAGAAUAGAAGAUUGAGAAAUGCGCCGACUGCAAUCACAAAGUUUUAUGGAUGAACUGUAACAUCAAGUAGCACUAACAAGUAUUCUCACUAUGGUGAAAUUCCGAUUUGUUGCUUCGACAAACCAGAGAAGUUAUUACACAAUUUAGAUUAGGGGGAUGCAACAAUCCAAAUUUGUAUUGUUCUCUAUUUGAUAACACAAUGCAGAACACCUGCCCAGAAUGUGGCACUAACAUGCGAAUUAAGACGUCAGCGUUUUGUGAAAAUAUCUAUGCUAAAGUGAACCUAGUUUUUUUCUUACAACUAAGGUUAUCCGACUAAAACAAACCAGACCACUGAAAAACUCACUCGAAACGGAAGCAUUCCCGGGAGAAAAAAAAACAAAACGAGCAAACUUUAUUUUUCGGUUUUGCUCAAAUAAGGGAGAGCAGGCUUUGCUCGUUUUAGAGUGGAAAUCAAAUUGGUUUUUUCUCAAACCUUGCUUGCAUUGUCGGUAAUUUGUACCAACAAAGCAUAUGAUAACUUUUGGCAUACUUUUUCGAGCACUGACUCAGGAGCGCUUCCACCCGUAUAAAAAUCCCUCUCCAAGUUUCAAUACCGAGUGAAAACAGAUGCACAAAAUGCAAAACAUGUUUCUGAAGUCUCUAUACCGUAGCAGACAAAAAGACGGGAGAUCGAAAUUAAACAGAAUUCUUAUGGAUUUGUUUUAACUCAUUCCCAAUAAACUACAAAAGAAUAAUUAAAAUCCAUUAAUUACGUAAAAAAAGUUAAAAUGAAUACGUUAAAAAUAAUAAUAAAUGUUGGUAGUGCUAAAACAUAAAAACAAUUAUAAAAAAAUAAAAAUCCAAUUAAAUUAAAACAAUAAAGAAACAACUGAUGAACACAUUUUAAACACUUUUUAUAAUUAUUUUUUUUUUACAUUUUUUAAAAAAAGGAGAAAUUUUAAUUUUUAAUCGGACACCCCGAAAAACAAAAAAAAAGUUAUUGGUUUCAUAGAGCACUUACGUUUUGCAAUAAAAUAAAAUUGAAAUAAAUAUAAACAAGUACAUGUUAAGAAAGGUCAACUAAAACAGUAAUAAAAAAGAAAAACAAAAAAGUUAAUAAAAUUGUUGUUAAAUUAAAUAUAAAUUAAAAUGAAAUGAAAACUAAACUUCAAAAAUAUUAAGCUAAGUACUAAGCCAAUAAAAUCAACAAAAUAAAUAUUAAAACAAAUUUCUGUUGAAUUAAAAUAGAAACAAAUGAUUUUUUUAGGUUUUCAUUUAAGCAGAAAAAUAACACGGAAAUGGCUUCCUUUUGAAGCUGUUAUUUAAAUAAAUUUAAAAAAAAAACUGAAAUAAACAUUGUUAGAAAAAUUUAAAUAAAAAACACAAAAUAUAAUUAAGUGAAUUAAAAAAUAAUGUAAAACAAGGAAUCUUCUUAAAUUUAAAAUACAAUACAAAUGGACGAAAUAAAAAAUACAUAUUUAAACUAAAGCAGAAGUAAUUGCAAAAUUAACAAUAAACCAAUUUCUCAAAAACAAACAAUAUUAAUUCAACAACAAUGGAAGUAAACUAUUAAAUUAUACAUAAAGAACUACAAAAACAAGCCCUAAUAUUACAAAAGCAAACCCUGAUGAAAAAUCCCGAAAACUAAUGAAAAUAAACAACUAAAUCAUGUUAACAUUACAGAUAAAUAAAAGAAGUAUUUAACGAAACGAAUUAAAAAUGAUCAUUGAAUAAUUAAAACUAAAUUUGAAAAAAAAAAACAACAUAUAAACAAACAAAACAGGAAAUCACACAACAAUUACAUAAAUGUUUAGAAGAGAAAAAAAGGAAACUGUUUUUAUUUCAAAUGAAAAACAAAAACUAAACAACAAAAACUGUUUGUCAACAUUAUGUUAUUUAUAUAUUAUAUAAUAAAAAACAAAUUAAAUCCCAAAGAACCCCUUUCACAUAACAAAUACACGAUAAACACACACACACACACACACAACUUCAAAACAUGUAUGUAUGUGUACGUUAUUAUAUAUCGUUUUUAAAAAGAAGAAAACCCAAACAAAACCAUACAACAAUGUUAAAAAUGAAAUCAAUCUAGCAAAGAUUAUUGAUUGAUUUAUCAGUUAUUAUAAUUAUUAUGAUUAUUGUAUACAAACAUAUAUAUUUUAUUUGAUUACAUUACAUUUAUAUAAACGAUAUUUUUGUUAUAAUUAUUAUUAUUAUUAUUAUUAUUAUAUAUAUGUAUAUUUGUAUUAUUGAGAUUUUAUUUGAAACAAGUGCUUGCCAAAAACAAAUAUUCAAACAAAUUGAAGUAUUGAGAUGAAAAGUAAUGAAACAACAACAAAUUAGCAAGUAUUUUGAAAACCAUUAAUUUUAAAUAAAUGAAGAAAAAACUAAAUGAAAAACUGAAAUAUUUAAUUGAAAA
Molecule: messenger RNA, 10737 nt
Organism: Musca domestica (house fly)
Lineage: Eukaryota; Metazoa; Arthropoda; Insecta; Diptera; Muscidae
Product: cubilin
Exons: 17
Coding region: 951-5165 (1404 amino acids)
Cellular component (GO): plasma membrane
Molecular function (GO): protein binding
Source: RefSeq, a predicted model, not a curated record